AUGGGAAACUCAAACGAUAGAAUGGGAGCGAAUACUUCGAUUAGCAAGUUUUAUCUCGCUUGUAGCGAAGGUGACGUCGAUGCAGUCAAACGUUUGCUGUUAACAAUGAAGUUGAAGGAUAUUAAUCGUAUUGAAUCCAACGGCAGCACAGCGUUACAUGCAGCGGCUUCACGUGGUCAUUUAGAGCUUGUCCAAUUACUUCUUCAACAUGGCUGCUCAACUAUAACAGUUAACAGAAAUGGUAAAACUGCUGCGCAAGAAUGUUCUGAUGAACAAAUUCGUCAGCUAAUUGAGUCGUCACGAGCCACGUCGGUAAACAGUGACCAAGUGAAUGAAGAUGCUCCCAAUUCAAAAUGGUGCCGACUUUAUGAGAAUGUCAGCAAUGAAAAUAAAUCAAUUGUCGCAACGAAGAUUUUAAAAAUGCGUCUCAGAACAUAUUUAACUCAACAGUUUAAAAUUAAUGGACCAAGCCGAGCUGAACAUCUAAAACAAUCGAUUCUUCAAUAUAUAACAGAUGGCGAUCCUUCGGAUUUACUUAGAGUUUAUACAUUGGAAACACCUUUCUCUCAAUAUGCAUCCGAAACUGAGGUAUAUGUUAUGGAACUGUUAGUUGGUUUGAUGACAUUUAAAAAUAGAUUCUAUAUUGGCACAGUCUAUCGAGGAAUGAAAGUGUUGGCAAGUGAGCUGGUUUUUUAUAAGUGGACGUGCGAUCAUCCUACAAGUUUUAUUGAGUUGCGUUCGAUCAGUCCUUGGAGUAAGAAUCGCCAAGUGGCAGAGUGGUUUGCAGGACACGACUUAACCGAGAAUAAUAUGGUUGGUGUACUUAUGAUAAUUCAUUUUACUGAACAGUGUCAGACGGCUAUAGAUCUGACGCGUAUUUCACCGAGUACGCCGUCCCUUUCUGAAUAUGAAAUGGAAGAAGAGGUUGUAAUUUUACCGGGAACAUUCUUCGAAGUCGUAUCGCUAGAGCAGCCAUCAUCAAAUGAUUCUUCCGAUCUUGUUAUUAUGGAACUGAAAAACAUACCUGUAUCACAUGAUAUUUUACACAGUAUCAAAUACAAAUAUAUCUAUAGUUCUAUAGGCAUCGUUAUCCAUGAAGACAAUCCAUACAUUAAAAUCAUCAUGGAAAACAACAGUCAAGAAAUCGUCCUAUCACAAGAAACUGAAGAUCAUCCAUCAACAAAUGCACCAUCAUCGGAAUUAGGUUCCACAUUAACACUGUUAACAGUUCGUGAUUAUGAUAAAAAUCCAAAUAUGUGCGCGUUUGAAGGACAAUGCAUGUGA
Adineta ricciae is the source of this 1284-nucleotide messenger RNA. The record is from the annotation of a GenBank genome assembly. NCBI's taxonomy places the organism in Eukaryota, Metazoa, Rotifera, Eurotatoria, Adinetida, Adinetidae.